Molecule: messenger RNA, 668 nt
Organism: Drosophila arizonae
Lineage: Eukaryota; Metazoa; Arthropoda; Insecta; Diptera; Drosophilidae
Product: zinc finger matrin-type protein 2
Biological process (GO): mRNA splicing, via spliceosome
Cellular component (GO): spliceosomal complex; U4/U6 x U5 tri-snRNP complex
Molecular function (GO): nucleic acid binding; zinc ion binding
Source: RefSeq, a predicted model, not a curated record
AUAGUGUAAAAGACAUUUUUUAUAAAAUCUUACGCUUGAAAAAGAAAGUUAGCAAAAUGACGAUGAGACCGGAUGAUCACCGAAGAAAAUGGAACAAAAACGAGUACGAAAAGUUGGCACAAGAGCGCCUGCUUAACCAAGCAGCGCCAAAGGACGAAGAGCCCGUGCAGCGCGAGAAUCUGAAGAGACGUGACUAUAAGGUUGACCUGGACAGUAAGUUGGGCAAAAGCGUCGUGAUAAACAAAAACACACCUACCUCACAAUCUGGCGGCUACUACUGUAAUGUUUGCGACUGUGUCGUCAAGGAUUCAAUUAACUUUCUGGAUCACAUCAAUGGAAAGAAGCAUCAGCGUAAUCUGGGCAUGUCCAUGAAAGUGGAGCGCAGCACCGUCGACCAGGUGAAAGAUCGCUUUCAGCAGAACAAACAAAAAAUGGCCGAAAAACAAAAAGACUAUGAACUGGAGAAGAGAUUACGCGAGGCCAAGGAGGAGGAGGAACGCUACAAGGAACAUCGGAAGGAGAAGCGAAAAGAACGGAAACGUAAAGCCGAGGAUAAUGAUGAAUUUGCAACGACUGGUCUGCCCGACGAUAUGGCUGCUAUAAUGGGCUUCUCUGGAUUUGGCGGAUCAAAGAAAAAUUCAUAGGAAUCAAUUGAUAUGUUGACCUCA